Phanerochaete carnosa HHB-10118-sp is the source of this 2313-nucleotide messenger RNA. RefSeq lists its product as uncharacterized. The record is from RefSeq and is a predicted model, not a curated record. The coding region runs from base 72 to 1475 and encodes 467 amino acids. NCBI's taxonomy places the organism in Eukaryota, Fungi, Basidiomycota, Agaricomycetes, Polyporales, Phanerochaetaceae. Gene Ontology annotation, biological process: regulation of DNA-templated transcription. The transcript has 2 exons. Gene Ontology annotation, molecular function: zinc ion binding; sequence-specific DNA binding.
CUGAGCCAUCUGCCCGUACACCCCGCCGUUGAACGAAGCCACGCUGUAGACCAUCACCAAUUCCUUCUGCUAUGGACUUCCAAUUCGACCCAUACGCUUCCUACUCCGACGCAUCAACUCCCCGCACCCCUUCUCCCAGAACGUCCGUUUCAUCUGACGACGUCCACUACCCUUCGCCAGGUUUCAAGCCCGCCGUCGACGUCGCCGUUGCGCCUUCCAUCUACGAGCCCAACGACGAGCACGGCAUCCCUCCAGAGCCGCACGCUAUCAAGGCUGCUGCUUACAUGCAUUCCCAGCACUACAACAACGCGUCUUACCCUCCGCCACCGGGGUCGCGGGGCUCCCUUCUGGAGGAGCUUUAUGAUAGUGACAUGCACGAACAGAACAUGCCAAACGACAUGUACUCUCAUCAGGAGCAAGCACACUACUCGCAUCACUCGCAUCAUCCUCAGUCGCGCCACCAGGGUACAUGGCCUUUGCCACAAUCCGCCCACGGCGACCACCACCUCCCGCCUAUGCGUCACGUCCACGAUAUCCCCAUGUCUCGCCGCGCGACUUUCCCCUACGUUCGUCACGAUGGUCGUGACCCGCUCCCAUACCCUCCGCCGCCGUUCAUGAGUGAGUCGUCGAGCCCAUAUGGCUCGCGUCCAGGAACGAUGUAUGGAGACCCGAUGCCCAUGGAAGCAAUGCAUCACCCGAUGGAAGAGCCCUUCGCGCACAGCGUUUCUCUCUCGGCAUCCCCUCACCAGCCCAUGUAUGACAUGAUCAAGACUGAGGACUCACCCGUCAUCGUGCCCUCGCAAACCGGCUACUGCAGACCACCCUCUGCAGGUAUGCACGGUCUGCCGUGUCUCUCUCCUCACGCCGGCCUCCUUGUGCAGCACACUGACGAUGCCGCGUCAAAAGAGACUCAGUACCUCCGUCGGAGGUGUUUCAACUGUCAUACGACCGAGCCGCCAAGCUGGCGGCGCUCGACGCUCAACCCCGGCAAGAUCGUCUGCAACAAGUGCGGUCUCUACGAGCGCACUCACUUGCGUCCUCGCCCUCUGCGUUUCGACGAGUUGCGAGCGGGAAGCAAGACGAGGAAACAGCCGAAGACAGCUGCCGGGGGAAGCCCGAAAGUGGGCAAGUUGACGCCCGUCGUGAAGAAGGAGUCGCGCGACAGUGCUGAGCCUCUGCAGCGCCGGUCAUCGGUGUCGUCGUCGAAUGGUUCGGCGCCGUCCGCUGGCGCGUCGAGUGACUGGGACGAUUCUGGCUCUGUCCCCAACUCGUCGUUCAACUCCCCAGCAGUCUCGACGUUCCCGAUACCCCGCGACUCCGCAUCGCAGUCGCCUCCGCGUGACGGCGGCAUUCGCUUGCCGAACGCUCCUCUCUCGGACAUCGCUUCGCUCACGAAUUCCCCGCAGCAGCGUCCUGCUAGUGCUUCGGGUGCGUUUUCAUCAAGUUGCACCAAUGCUGCGGCUGACGAGUAUUAAAUUGAUAAAGUCGAAUCGCAGCCACCGUCAAUGCCCGAGGUCACUGGUUGGCAAAGCGUUCCGUUCUCUGAUCUGGGUCCUUCCAAGUCGAAGUCCCGGAGCAACAGCUUGCGGAAGACGGUAGCGGCGGCUUGAUAUGGACGCUUCGACAGGUUCCGGCAUACCCCCUUGCAUUUUUUCUAUUUGCUUUUAGACACUUCAAGUUCCUGUCGCUGCUGCUGCUCGACCAUUGGCCCCUCUUGGACCCGCGUUCGCAUGGGGCUGUCCGCUCGUUUUUUGCGCCGCGCUAAUGUACAUGAUGCAUACUCUACCCCCUCGUCCCCGACUGCUCCCGACUCGCGGCGGUUGUGCCAGCAACGAUAUCGACCAUCUAUCUCACGCGUCUCCGGACAAGCCAUCGUCGACGAGCCAACGUAUUUAUUCGUAAAACGCUCUCGAUAUCGGUCUGCGAAGUGCGCCAUCGCGAGGAAACAUCACGCAAAAUAUAUCCCCCGACUUGUACUUCACUGUUCACGUUCAAUGUAUCCUCAGCAACGCAAACAUUUACCCCCACAUCGUCGUGAUUCCCUGUUCAUACUUCUUCGGUGCUGUUCAUAAUUAUUUGCCCACAAGGGUCUGGCUUUUGCUUUUUGUCUCAUCUGUUUAUUGCUUGGGCUUGUUGUUUAUAUGGCGACUCCACACCAUUGUCUUCGGACUCACGCUAUCUAUUGGGCCUGUUCCUGUCACAGUCUCUUGUUGCACAGUUUUUCGCGUUGACAGAAUCUUUCGUAGUUGCAUACCAGCCGAACUCUUUUGUAAUCGUAGUUUACUAUCUCGACGAGGAAUGAAAAGAGGAACC